This is a messenger RNA of Hibiscus syriacus, 1016 nucleotides long. Its product is annotated as ras-related protein Rab7-like. Gene Ontology annotation, molecular function: GTPase activity; GTP binding. Bases 53 to 523 code for a protein of 156 amino acids. The transcript has 5 exons. The record is from RefSeq and is a predicted model, not a curated record. NCBI's taxonomy places the organism in Eukaryota, Viridiplantae, Streptophyta, Magnoliopsida, Malvales, Malvaceae. Gene Ontology annotation, cellular component: vacuolar membrane.
UCUUUUGAAAACUUAAACCAAAUCUAAUAAAUCAAAGCAAAAUUUUGCCACCAUGUCAUUGCAAAAGCGAACCUUGCUCAAGGUCAUCGUUCUCGGCGAUAGCGGGGUGGGCAAAACGUCGUUGAUGAAUCAAUAUGUUCAUAUGAAGUUUAGUCAGCAAUAUAAAGCAACCAUUGGUGCAGAUUUUGUCACUAAAGAACUCCAGAUUGACGAACGCAAUGUCACUCCAAGUUGUUUCUUUUCCUUUAUUAUUAUUAUGAUUCAUUUUGAUUGUUUCCAUGUUCUUUAUAGAUUAAAUUUGAAGGGCUUUUUGGAUUGGAUAGAUAUGGGAUACUGCAGGGCAGGAAAGGUUCAGAGCCUUGGAGUUGCUUUCUAUAGAGGUGCAGAUUGUUGUGUGCUAGUCUAUGAUGUUAAUGUGAUGAAAUCAUUUGAUAACCUUGAUAAUUGGCAUGAGGAGUUUCUUAAACAGGCAAAUCCUACCGACCCCAAGACGUUUCCAUUUAUAUUGCUUGGAAACAGAUAGAUUUAGAUGGUGGCAAUAGUCGAGUGGUAAGGAUGUAUAGUUUCUAUAUAUACUUGUGAAUUAUUUUGUCUUCACAGUACCCCAGAGCUUCAUUGGUGGUGUCUUGAGCCAUAUGUAGGUCUCCGAGAUGAAAGCAAAAGACUGGUGCUUCGAAAGAAAACAUACCUUACUUUGAAACAUCAGCAAAAGAAGAUAUCAACGUCGAUGAAGCAUUUCAUUGCAUUGCAAAAACUGCUCUCGCGAAUGAGCGCGAGCAGGACAUAUAUUUCCAGGGCAUCCCAGAUGUUGUCACUCAGACCGAGCAAAAAGGUGGCUGUGCAUGCUGAUUACAAGCCAAGCUCGUUAUAUUAUCGGUUGCUCGAUGCUGCAAUAUUUCCCGGUUCCUAUGAUUCUUAUCCAUUUUUUAUUUUAUAUACAUUGUAUUCUAAAAUCCAUUGAUUGAAGCAUUAUUGACAUUAAUUUUGCUUUCGGUAGAGAUGAAGUAAAAGAACUA